AUGGCGGCGCCCAGCGCCGGGGCGGCGGCGGCGGGGAGCCCCCGAGGGGGGGUCCCGGUGACCCCCCGGCACAUCAGGGACCUCAUCGGCCGCGGCAUCGCCGCCGGAGGCACCGGGAACGGCGGGAAGGACAUUUCCGACCCGUCGGAAUCGGCCAACGGCUCUUCCCAGAUGGAGGAGAAUUCCUUGGAAUCUGCCAGCAGGGAAGCCUAUUUCAGCAGGGUGGAAACCUUCACCAUAUCCUUUGGGAUGCUCCCCCUUGGGAAUCCUGGAAUAUCCUCAUUCCCACAGGGAUCAAACCCAGCCCUUGGCCCUUCCCAGCCCAAAAUCCCUGGGAGCGUUCCCAAAUAUUCCUGGAGCUCCCUGGGGUCGUGA
Molecule: messenger RNA, 375 nt
Organism: Neopelma chrysocephalum (saffron-crested tyrant-manakin)
Lineage: Eukaryota; Metazoa; Chordata; Aves; Passeriformes; Pipridae
Product: nuclear-interacting partner of ALK-like
Exons: 2
Coding region: 1-375 (124 amino acids)
Source: RefSeq, a predicted model, not a curated record